Messenger RNA from Ruditapes philippinarum (Manila clam), 6122 nucleotides. Its product is annotated as zinc finger protein OZF-like. Gene Ontology annotation, molecular function: RNA polymerase II cis-regulatory region sequence-specific DNA binding; DNA-binding transcription factor activity. NCBI's taxonomy places the organism in Eukaryota, Metazoa, Mollusca, Bivalvia, Venerida, Veneridae. Gene Ontology annotation, biological process: regulation of transcription by RNA polymerase II. The record is from RefSeq and is a predicted model, not a curated record. The coding region runs from base 158 to 1546 and encodes 462 amino acids. The transcript is spliced from 8 exons.
GGGCCCUUUCCGAUAUCUAGUCAUACCGCUGUAGCGAUUGAUGGCCUGGCUGGCGGAUGUGAAAAUUUGAAAGAGCUUCUUAACCGGACAAAGAGUUGUUCCAAGACGUCUAUUCUGUUUGAAAGUAUUCAUUUUGAAGAAAGAAUUUCAACCAAAAAUGUCUGCUUUACCAUCGGACCUUAUUGCCAUGAAGGAUUCCCCAACUUAUUUACCAAUCUUCAGAUCUGUGCUUAAAAGCCAAAUACAAUUUCUGGUUGAGCAGUUGUCUGGGGCAGGAGAGGAGACCCUCGUUUUGUCUGCCAAUGUUAAUGACGGUUUGGUAGAUCAGUUUGGUUCUGAGUCAGGAAAGUUGUUUGCCAACAUUUAUGAUGAUUUCAAAUCUGAAUUCCUGGGAUUUUGUCAGAAAAGAAAGGGAAAGCGAAAGCAGGAUUCACCACAUAAAACAGUGGAAGCUAAAAGGGGCAGGCCUGCUGGUGUGCUGGCUUUGCCUAAAACGCCCACACAGGGACAGACGGUUCAAGCUGUCAAAUCAACAUCAAAUGUUCCAAAGGUUUCUUCAGCAAGAGUUAUUACGAAUCCAAAAUCAGGUGCCAGCUCUCAGGAGAGCAUACUGCUGCAGGUAUCUCCUGGUGAUCUUGACAGUGAAGAUUUAGAGGAGGAGGAGGAGGGCUAUGCUGACAUGGGCGAUGAGGAGGAGCAGUAUGCAGAGAAGGAGGAGCCAGCUGAAGAAUGGGAGGAGUCUAGUGAAAACACACCCUCGUCAAGUCAAGGUCAAUCAACUACCAGCAAAAUUAAAAUGGCUACAAUUGUUCCUAAAGAAAACACAUCCUAUCAAAAACUGAAAAGAAGAAGAUUUACUUGUGAAGAAUGCGGACGAGUCUGCUCUUCUAAAUGGGCAUUGAGACUUCAUUCCCUUAGGCAUGGAGAAAAAAGCUUUCAAUGUGAAAAUUGUGAGAAAAUGUUCUUCACAAAAACAGAACUAUCCCAACAUGUUAAACUGAUGCACUUUGAAGGAGAGAGAGAACCAGGUAUAAAAUAUGCCUGCGAUGACUGCGGUAAAAUCUAUGCAAGGAAAGAUAACCUGCUGAAACAUAUAAGAAUAAAACAUGAAAAGGCCGAGAAAAGUUACCAAUGUGACGUGUGCGGGAAAGGAUUCUACCUAAAACACAAUCUUACGAUACAUCAGGUUCGGCACGGUGAAAAAAAAUUCCAGUGUCAUAUAUGUGCGAAGUCAUUCUUCACGAUGACAGAAUUAAAGCAGCACGAAAAACAUCAACAUUCAGAGAAAGCAUCCAAGGACGGUAAAGACAAGGAAAAAGAUUCUCAAGUCGACUAUGUGAAAAUGUUCAGCAAAGCAGUGAGUUGUUCAGAGUGCGGAAAACUCUUCAUUCGUGGUGAUGCUCUUAAACUACACAUGAUGAGUCAUACUGGCGAGAACCCGUACACAUGCAUCUUUUGUGGGCUCGGCUAUCGAAAGAAAAGAUCGUAUAUCACGCACCUGCAGAACAAACACCCCGGCGAGUAUGUUGAUUUGGACAAAAUUUAAGAACUGAAAGAUUUGCAAAUGAAGCACAUUCAUUUGGCUUUGUUUAAUUUCAGAGUUAUGGCAUUCUAGUUUAGAGCAGUGUAUAUGUAAAUGUGUAUUUAGGCAUGAAAGGUCCCAUUGUCAAAUGUGAAAAUGGAAUAUUGUUAAAUCAGAAUUUUUCAUGAGGGAUUAAUUUUCACUAAUUUAAUCAGUUGAAGAUUUUUGCAAAAAAUGAUGUUGCCAAAUAUUUACCUUGGAACAUUUUAAGCACUGAUUACAUUACUGUAUUCCUAGAAAAGAUUUCGCGCAUUUUAAGUUAGCGCUUUUCGCGCAUUUUAAGUUAGCGCUUUUCGCGGUAGACAUGAUAACGCGAAUCUUUAUAGCCGCGAAUAUGUCACUUAUAACAAAUCCGCGAACAUUUCUAGUUUCAACCAAAUAAAAACAUAAACGUUCAGAAUAUUUAUUAUAAUCUACUUACGCAAUAACAUAUAAACACAGGUGCUAUAGAAAUGUGUAAAGAAUUAUGUAAAGUUCAUCUCCUUACUAAACCACCACAUGUUUUAGCUUGUAAUCCAUAUUUACAUUUCAAUAUACCUAUAAUGCACAUAACAAAACAAACAAAAAACAUGAAAAAAAUGUCAAUUAUUAGUAAUUAUCACGCUUAUUCACGUUAUUUGCUAGUCACAGCGUAUACAAAGCAUUUACAGUUUGCGUACAUUAAAUGACUUGGAUUUUAUUUGCUUGGAGUAGGUGUAAUCCUUUGUUUAAAGUACAAUAGCUACAUUGAUAAACAGCUGUUAUGUUGUUAUAAUGAAAGCGAUGUACAGUCCAAUACUGUUAAAGUAGCACAACAUAACCGUCAUAUAAAUCCAGACGUCUGGACCGGGAAAAAAAACAAAACGGGAAAUUUCCUGCUACCUUUGAGUAAUACACUUGUUCUUGUUAAUAGAUUUUAAGGUCAAUCAUGAAUUGCAUGAAUUGCUGAAUUAUUAAUGUGACAUUCAUAAAUGGAAUAUCAAAUACAUACCGUAGUCUAAAAAGCUGUAAUUUAGGCCGUAGCGACUUAAUAUUCACGGAAUUCGCGGUUACUACAAAUCCGCGAAAGUUUGUCUCCGCGAAAAUGCCGACGUUGUGAAAAACGCGAAAUAUUGAAUAGAUUGAAAAUAUUUCACCCUUUUGGUUGGCAUGUUGGAUUUAUUGGAUACAAUGUUAUCAUAUAAUAAAUAAAAGGGUCUCCACCGAGAUUUUUUAUAUUGCGGGACUGGUCCUAUUUGUUUUAGAAGGACUUAUCCCAUUACUGUCCUAAGGUGACAAAUUGCUGUCUAAUUACACCUGCAACCUAAACAUUUAUUUAACUGACUCUAAAUAAAUUUACAAACAAAACUGUCUUGGGUAAUAUGAUUAGGGUAAUUUUUAGUCUUUUAUUAAGGCAUUUAUCAAAUAAAGUGUAAACUGUAAUUAUUAUACUGAUGAUGAAAGCUCAACUUCCAGUAUUUUCAGAAUAGCAAAUGCUUAAAGCAAUUGAUUCUUACAUUGUGUUUUUUUGCACAGCUGAACUGAACAUAGAAAUUCAGUGACAUUUAACGCCCCUAAAUAAGUCUGGAAUUAUGAGUUUGUAAAAUUAUGGUCUCAUGGUAAAUAUCCAAUUUUAUACUAAUCUAUGCAUUGAUUAUUUAGCUAGUGUGAAAAAAAAUCACAUUUCUUAAUUCAACUUUAGACAAUUUUUUCUCAAAAUCAUUGAACUGAUUCCAUUAUGACUAAAAGUGAAAUUUCAUUGAAUAUCUUUAAAAAUGAGCAUUUUAUUAUGAAGUUGUUGUAUUCAUAAGUAAAAUUUUGCACAUCUCUCAUUCAGGGCUAAUUUAGAUGUUGAUUGAACAAAGUUUGUCAUUUGUUAAAUUGAUCAGUUUUGUUCAUUUGAAUUAAAGUUUUAUAUUCGCAUGUUAAUAACAGAUGAGCCGCGUCACGACAAAACCAACGUAAUGCGUUAGCGACCAGCAUGGAUCCAGACCAGUCUGCGCAUCCGCGCAGUCUGAUCAGGAUCCAUGCUGUUCGCUUACAAACCCUAUUACAAGUAGAGAGACUGAUAGUGAACAGCAUGGAUCCUGAUUAGACUCCGCGGAUGCGCAGGCUGGUCUGGAUCCAUGCUGGUCGCAAAUGCAUUACGUUCGUUAAAUCGUGACGCGGCUCAUAUGUCUAAUUAUGAUUGUAGGAUUUCUAUGGAAAUAUAAGACGAGGAUUAAAAGAUGAAGUAUAUAAUAAUGUACUUACUACUGACUUUAGGCUACCUAUCAAUAUAUUGAGUUUGCAUCCGUUCUUUGCAUUUAGAUUUCAAUGAUUUUCUGUGAUUAAAAUAUUUUCUGCAAGGAUGAGCAUAAUAUAUAUUUCAAGUGUUGGUGUCUGAAACUGCAACAAAUAAAAAAAUAAACAUUUGCACCUUGUAAAUGAGUUUAGAUAUACUGUUAAAGCUAAAUGGGUUUUUUUUUGUGUGCGUGUUAUUGAUUAUACUUUGAAAUUAAGACAAAAAUUUAGGCAAAUUUGAUGUAGACAGUACUUAUAAUAAAGGUAUAGACAAAAUAAAAUUGAAUUAGUUACACAACCCACUAUUGUAACACUAUCCUACAUUUUAUUUUUGCUACAAACUAGGGUAAACUACAUGUGCUUAUAAUAAAAACUUCCUUGAUACUGUAUCAUUGAUGUAAAAAAUGAAAAAUACACUUACCGGUAUUUCAUUAACUUUUUUGAAGGGCAGAAAACUAGAGGCAGAACUUAGCUUCCCCAACCCAAUGCUUACUGUUAAAAACGUUAUCUCUCCCAUUUCUGGGACAUUUUUAGACAGGAAAAUGCUUCUGCUAAUUGUUCGAACAAACAUGUGUAUAAAGUAACUCACCAGGAAAAAAACAUUUAUUUUUUUCUGUAAAUUUUGGUAAACUGAUAUUGAAUCAUGUUCACAAAAAGUCUUACACAGCAUUGGUAGAUUUCACCAUAAUGUUUAAACGAACAUGCCAUUGAAAAAGGAUGUAAAUUUUUAUGAAGUCCAUGUGAAAUACCAUUGUAUUAAACUGUUUUUAAGCAAUCUUUGCAUUUUUUGAAAAUGUACUUGUAUUUUGUAUAUACAUUGUAUCUGUUCUGUACAUAUUUUGCUUCUCUGAUAUACAUGUAUAUAUAUUUUGUUUUGAAGUGUCAAUUGAAAAGUGUUAAUGUAUAAUAAUUGUUCCUUGAUUACUCACAUGAUAAUCAUUGCAAGAAAACAUACAAUACAGAAGUUAAUUACUGUGCAGAUUGAAGGUCAAAUUUGAUUUCAAAUUCAGUAAACUCAGUUGUCAAAAUUUGAAGAUAGAAAGGACCAAGAUCUUGUAGGUCCUUAAAGCAUACAUGAGUUUUUCAUGCUCAGAAGAGCUAAAUAAAACAAAUGUAGCUUUUAGGUUUCUUGGUCUGUUGGAUUGUAUUUUUAGCUCACCUGUCACAAAGUGACAGGGUGAGCUUUUGUGAUCGCUUUUCGUCCGGCGUCCGUUCGGCGUCCGUCUGUAAACUUUUUACUUUAAAUGACAUCUCCUCAUAAACCACUAAGCCAAUUUCAUCCAAACUUCACAGGAAUGUUCCUAUGGUGGUCACCUUUAAAAAUUGUUCAAAGAAUUUAAUUCCAUGCAGAACUCUGGUUGCCAUGGCAACCAAAAGAAAAAACUUUAAAUAUCUUCUUUUAAAAAACCCUAAGAGCUAGAGCUUAGAUAUUUGGCAUGAAACAUCUUCUAGUGAGUGACUACCAAUUUUGUUCAAAUAAAAUCCCUGGGGUCAAAAUUGGCCCCGCCCCAGGGGGUCAAUGAUUUUCCCUAUAUGCAUAUAGUAAAAACUUAAAAAAUCUUCUUUUAAAGAACCCAAAGAGCUAGAGCUAAGAUAUUCAGCAUGAAACAUCUUCUAAUGAGUGUCUACCAAGUUUGUUCAAAUAAAAGCCAAGGGGCCAAAAUUGGCCCCGCCCAAGGGGGUCAUUGAUUUUCCCUAUAUGCAUAUAGUAAAAACUUAAAAAAUCUUCUUUUAAAGAACUCAAAGAGCUAGAGCUAAGCUAUUCAGCAUGAAACAUCUUCUUAUGGGUGUCUACCAAGUUUGUGCAAAUAAAAGCCCUGGGGUCAAAAUUGGCCCCGCCCCAGGGGGUCAUUGAUUUUCCUUAUAUGUGUAUAGCAAAAACUUAAAUAAUCUUCUAACAAAAAGCCCAAAUAGCUAGAGUUUAGAUAUUAAGCAUGAAACAUCUUCUAGUGAGUGACUACCAAGUUUGUUCAAAUAAAAUCCCUGGGGUCAAAAUUGGCCCCGCCCCAGGGGGUCAUUGAUUUUCCCUAUAUGUAUACAGUAAAAACUUAAAUAAUCUUCUUUGAAAAAACCCAAAUAGCUAGAGUUUAGAUAUUAAGCAUGAAACAUCUUCUACUAAGUGUCUACAAAGUUUGUUCAAAUAAAAGCCCUGGGGUCAAAACUGGCCCCGCCCCAGGGGUGUCAUUGUUUUUAACUAUAUGUGUGUAGUAAAAACUUAAAAAUCUUCUUUUAAAAAACCCAAUGAGCUAGAGCUUAGAUGUUUAGCAUGAAAUAUCUUCUUAUGGAUGUCUACCAAGUU